UCGGUUUGUUUACUUUUUGUAUUUAUCAGUUCAAAUAUCGAGUGCAUAAAAUGCAUUCCCCUUCAUCCGUGCCAGUCACCGCUUGCAGUGUCUUUUAUCAACAGUAUUAAUAUAAGAUCGGAAACAUGAAAUUAUUGCUACUGGCUGUGGUGAUUCAUGUACUGUUUUUGCUGUCCAUUUUCUACAUCCACUUCCAAUCACCGAUACUGAAAGGGCUUCCGGAGGGAGCAGAGCAUGAUCAACCACCGGCCGACCGGUUGGUGCUAUUCGUUGGGGACGGCCUGAGAGCCGAAUCAUUUCUGAAGCACAAUCUAAACCGUACCGACUUCUUACGGAACACGCUACUGAACCGGGGUGUGUUUGGAAUAUCGAGCACCCGCGUUCCAACAGAAUCGCGACCCGGACAUGCCGCUCUAUUGGGUGGCGUUUAUGAAGAUCCGAGCGCCGUGUUCCGCGGAUGGAAAGAGAAUCCGGUCGAGUUCGAUUCGGUGCUAAAUCGCACCACCGUCAGCUACUGCUGGGGUAGUCCAGAUAUAGUGCACAUGUUUUCUCGCGGGGCCACCCGCGGACGGGUGCACGUGGCCGCGUACGAUAGCAAUGAUGAAAGCUUCGCUCAAUCGGCCAACACCUCGCUGCUGGACAUUUGGGUGUUUGAUCGGGUGCGGCAGUUUCUCGGGAGCGAGCAAACGAAGCGCGAGAUUCUGUCGCAGAAAAAGGUUAUUCUGUUUUUGCACCUGCUCGGACUGGAUACGGCGGGCCAUGUGCACAAACCCCAUUCGGAAUUAUUUACAGAAAAUCUAGUCACUGUGGACCGAGGAAUUGAGUCCAUCGUGCAGCUGGUGGAGCAAGCAACAGCGCAUGACGGACGGACUGCGUACAUCUUUACAUCCGACCACGGUAUGACGGAUCACGGAUCGCACGGUGCCGGUCAUCCGCUCGAGACGGAUACGCCCUUUCUGGCCUGGGGUGCAGGAUUCAAACAUUGGAAAGAGACGAUUCCUGCACCGGGUAAUGACCAUGUUUUGGAGCUGGACAAGCAAAGCAUACCGGUGCAUCACAUCAACCAAGCGGAUGCGGCUCCACUAAUGUCGGCCGUACUAGGUAUAAGUGUGCCAAAGAAUAGUUUAGGACGUUUGCCUCGUGCUUUGCUGAACGUGUCAGAGGAGUAUGCAGCCUGGGCGAUGCGUAACAAUGCGGAGCAGCUACUCGCUCAAUACUACCGCUGGCAACGGGAAUCCGAGGGCAAAAUGUUGCAGUGGUUUGAGAGCACAAAGCAAACUAGCUUUAAGGUGUUGAUAGAAGCGCUACAGACAGAGAUUGCCGACGCAACCCAACGGAAACAGUACACCGAAGUGCAAUCGUUGUGCAAAAUGCUUAUCGAUACGACGCUGGGCGCCAUCGAAUACUUUCAAUGCUACUACAAACCCCAUCUGUUGGUGGCACUCACGCUGACCAUGCUGGGCUGGCUGUUGCUGCUUGCUAAGGAAACCUUUUCACCAGCGAAAAACCGUGUAUUCGCGCCCAGUCGACCCAUUGCCGUUACAGCCGUGAUAGGGGCUCUAUUUGUACUGAUUUUUAACAUCGCACAAGGCACACCGUCCGUGGUAAUUUUGUACCUUGUAAUGCCCGUCACACUUUGGGGCUACAUUGGUGCGCACUGGCGACAGUACGCGCCGCUCUUGCGCGGAACAACCGUGAUGUAUGCUGCCGGAUUCAUUGUCGCCGCAGAAGCAUUGGUGUUAGCAUUUCUAAAUCGCCGAAUACUAGCACCGUUGCUAUGGAUACAUUGCCUGAUCGUGAUAAAACCAAAGCUCCAACAUAAAGGCAACGGAUGGGUAGCACUACAAUGGAUAGGGUGCAAUUUGCUUCUGUCUGGAUUUUUCUUGCUUCCCACCGUCGUUGGGCGUGACAAUUCCAACGUGUAUCUGUUGUGCCUUUCAAUCACCGUGUGGACCAUAACCAAUGCUGCCGUGGUGUAUGGAUCGAAGCAAUCUUCCAUCUAUAAAGGCACGGCACUGCUGGUGCAAGCACUGCAAGCAUUGAAUUUAUCCUACCUCAUCUAUCUUAUCGAGGGAUCGGCUACCGUGCCACAGUGGAGCAGAUGGUUGUGUUGGAUUUUCUCCGCUUUUGGACUGCUGCUUCCAUUCUGCACGGGUACUUCGCUUCCGGAUCGCAUCCUAGCGCUGUUUAGCGGUUUAAGCGGCCCGUACACGAUGCUUUCACUUUCCUACGAACCAUUGUUCUUGCUGUGCUUCUGUCACACACUCUACCUGUGGCUCGGUGUGGAAAACAGCACUCGCAACAAGCGGAUAAAGCUGGAUGGAUUCUUUUUUUCCUCCUCUUACCGUCCGGAGGGAAGCAUCGACUUCGAUCAGACACGGCGCACGUUUGGCUUUGUAUGUUGCAAACGUUGUGAGCUCGAGCAAGCCUCUGUGCGCUUCAUGAUGUGCUUUAUUGUAUCGUUUCAGAUGCUCUUUCUUCUAGCAUCCUUCUUUGGGACGGGCAAUUUAGCCACGGUCAGCUCGUUCGAUCCCAACUGGGUCCGGUGUUUCGUGGCCACCUUUGCGCCAUUCACGAUGAUGGCGCUGAUUGUGCUGAAGCUGCUCAUACCGGUGCUCUUGCUGGUAUGCGUCUUGAAAGCAAUCGGUAUCGUAUGUUCGGUACAGAAGGCGAAAAUGUUUAGCCUCACACUGCUUGUGUGCGAUUGGAUGUGUUUGAACUUUUUCUUUCUCGUCCAAAACAAAGGCUCGUGGAUGGACAUUGGAUCUUCCAUCUCGCACUUUGUCAUUCUCGAGUGCACGACAAUCGUGGUCAUGAUGCUGUACGAGUUCGUUCGCCUCGUGACUGAAGUUUCACUCGCUUCAAACCGCUCCGGCCAACGACACUCGUUGGAAGAUUUUAUCCCAUCCCAGAACUUGCCAUAUUCCAAUAAAGAGAGAAUUGAGUAGAGCCGCACCACUUACGACGA
Anopheles stephensi (Asian malaria mosquito) is the source of this 2968-nucleotide messenger RNA. It is a transcript of the gene PIG-N, whose product is annotated as GPI ethanolamine phosphate transferase 1. The transcript has 13 exons. Gene Ontology annotation, biological process: GPI anchor biosynthetic process. NCBI's taxonomy places the organism in Eukaryota, Metazoa, Arthropoda, Insecta, Diptera, Culicidae. Gene Ontology annotation, molecular function: mannose-ethanolamine phosphotransferase activity. Bases 126 to 2948 code for a protein of 940 amino acids. The record is from RefSeq and is a predicted model, not a curated record. Gene Ontology annotation, cellular component: endoplasmic reticulum membrane.